AUGCGUUUGACAGUAACCCUUCUGUCAGCGGCCUCCGCCAUCGUCUUGGCACUCACCCAGCAGGCUGUGGCUGCUCCCGUUGUCGCCGGCUACCUGCUCUUGAAUCCCACCAACGGACCCUCCAAGCUCCAGGCCCUCGCCCAGAAUGCCGCGAAUAUCCCCAUCAACCGUCUUUACCUUGCCUUCCUUCGUCCUGGAAUGACCUACGUCCCUGGCUCCAACACCCUCGAGCACGUCGGUCUGAACUACAUCAACUCUGGUGACUAUGGUUUCGCUGACAUCAAGUCCAAGAUCACCACGCUGCAAGCCGGUGGUGUCGAGGUUUUCCUGUCCGUCGGAGGAUGGAACUACGGAUGCUUCCCAUAUCUCUACACCUACUACUCGGUCGGUGGCUAUGGUACUAGCACUCCCAACUACUACAAGAUUGCCGAGAAUGGAGGAUCUCUCAGUGCUUGCACGGAGGCCAACAUGUGGUGCUACACUUGCGAGCCCAAGAGUGAGGGCACGGUCCUCGCCGACUUUGACAUCUUCCCUGAACCCUCGAACUCGUCGACCUGGAAGGCUGCCCAGCAGUACAUUAUCUCCAAGGCCGGAGGAGAUCCACCAGUGUUCCACCCCGAAAUGGUUCCUGGCAAGAAGUGGACUGAUACCAAGAACAACCAGGUCAACCUGAUUCCCGGUGAUGGCUACUUCGUCACCGUGAACCGUGAUCCCUACCAGGAUUUGGUUUACCUGGCCAAGGACCUGGGCGUUGUCGGUGUUGAUAUCGACUACGAGGAGAUGUGGCACGCCGACUACUUCAAGAACGGCCCAUCUGCUGGUCCCUGGACUUCUCACCAGACAGUUUACAAGUACGGUGCUAUCAUGAAAGAUGUCAUGCUCAACAUCGAGGCCAUCCAACCCUCCCUGAAGGUCUCGACUGCUUCCUCGGCUGCCGGUGGUCUUUCGACUAACUGGUGGGGCGGUAACCUCAAGAACAUCUGGUACAACCUCUUCAAGUGGUACCCUGAUAUCUACAACGGAAUCGCCAACAGCGGUGGUGUCAACGUCAUGACCUACGAUCUGUCGAACAACCAGCAGUUCUACGAGUGCCCCGACACCGGUGUCUGCAGCUUGAGUCAGCAGGUCAACUAUUACAUGAACUCGUACGCCGCCAACGGCAUGAAGGCCCUCGUCGGUUAUGAAAUCGGCAUCCCCGCCUACCCCGACCCGAACCAUGACCCCACUCACCAAUUGCCUUUGGUCCAGUCCGAGCUUACGUCCAUCCUCGCUGCUCAGGGCUCUCAGGGAGGUUUCUUCUGGGAGUUGUACAAGCCCCCAGGUCAGAGUACCAAUGUCGACGCCACUUCGACUGCCCAGCAGAUCUGCAAGGCUGCUCUCGGUGCCAGCACUCCUCGCUGCUCGGGUGUCAUUCCACAGCCCGGUGGACCCACCAACACUGUCUCCUCAACCUCGACUGCCUCCCAGACUUCGACCCAGACCAGCACGGCCGUGACCACCACCACUACCACCACCACUGCUACUCCCUCACCCACCAACCCUGGUACUUGCUCUGCUGCCGCCUGGUCUUCUUCUACUGCCUACAGCGGCGGUGCCGUCGUCUCGUAUAACGGACACCAGUAUACUGCCCAGUGGUGGUCCCAGAACAACAUCCCUACCGCCGGUGCUCCCUGGACUGAUAAUGGCGCAUGCUCCGGCAACUCGGGACCUGGACCUGGAACCGGCUCGUGCGCCGGCGUCAACGCUUGGACGAGCUCGACUUCCUACAACGGUGGAGCUAAGGUCACUUAUGGAGGAUUCGUUUACUCUGCCCAGUGGUGGACCCAAGGCGAAACCCCCGGCAGCGCCUCGGUCUGGGCCAAGGGAGCCGCCUGCUCGGCUACUCUUCGCCGUCGCCUCUACAAGUAA
Gamsiella multidivaricata is the source of this 1908-nucleotide messenger RNA. RefSeq lists its product as uncharacterized. Lineage: Eukaryota; Fungi; Mortierellomycota; Mortierellomycetes; Mortierellales; Mortierellaceae. Gene Ontology annotation, cellular component: extracellular region. Gene Ontology annotation, biological process: carbohydrate metabolic process. The record is from RefSeq and is a predicted model, not a curated record. Bases 1 to 1908 code for a protein of 635 amino acids. The transcript has 3 exons. Gene Ontology annotation, molecular function: carbohydrate binding; hydrolase activity, hydrolyzing O-glycosyl compounds.